Cetraspora pellucida is the source of this 621-nucleotide messenger RNA. The record is from the annotation of a GenBank genome assembly. NCBI's taxonomy places the organism in Eukaryota, Fungi, Glomeromycota, Glomeromycetes, Diversisporales, Gigasporaceae.
AUGGCACAACAACCAGGAUCACCCAGAUUAUCUUUGCCAGAAAACCAAGCUAUGAUCCAGAAUAAUAGGAUUCAGCAAGAGAUUAAUAAUAUUAGACGAUAUUUUCAAAGCCCAAUCACAAUAACACCUACAAUUAAUGGUAUUGUGGAUUAUCUUAAUAUAAUUUCUGAUGCUGGGGAUAAGUUUGAAAGAUUAGUACUAGAUAUAUAUCUGCAGGCAAAUGCUCGCGCAAUUUAUGCAGAAAAUCAAGUAGCAAAUUUGCAGACCCAGUUAACUAAUUCACAAAUUCAGUUAGCUACACUUCAAAAUGACUACGAUCUUUUUCAUCAGGCCUAUGAAGCUCACAGAACACAACACAAUAUAUUUAAAUCUCGAGAACUUGAUGAUCGAAUUACAAUCCAUAUGCAAAAAAGACAAAUAUCAAAAUUGCUUCUAGAAAAAUUUGCAUUAGGAUUUAAAAAUAGACAAACACAACAGCAACUACAAGAAUAUAAGACAGAUGAAGCAAUUACUAUGCACCUCUUAAAUCUUACAAAAAAUCAAUACAGCAAAUGGAAAAAUAAAUGCAAGACUCUAGAAAAUGAUUUAUUACUUGCCAAUGUUCAACUAGACAAUAAGUGA